Molecule: messenger RNA, 2386 nt
Organism: Achroia grisella
Lineage: Eukaryota; Metazoa; Arthropoda; Insecta; Lepidoptera; Pyralidae
Gene: Rab9
Product: ras-related protein Rab-9B
Exons: 4
Coding region: 252-938 (228 amino acids)
Biological process (GO): retrograde transport, endosome to Golgi
Cellular component (GO): lysosome; phagocytic vesicle; late endosome
Molecular function (GO): GTP binding; GTPase activity
Source: RefSeq, a predicted model, not a curated record
ACAUGUGAACAGCUGUGUCUUUUGCAAAAUUUCUUUCCAUUACCAAAUAAAACUAACAUACAAUUCGUGAUAUUAAAAAAAUACUCUUUAGGCAUGUAAGGUUAUUAAGUCAAUUUAUCCAAUUAACUUUAAUGUCAUUGGUGGAAAUCUGUUAUACUCUGAGUCACUGUCAAUUAAAGAGUGCUGAUUUCAAGGCUGGAAUCAUAAAAGAAGCAAUUGAUGGUGUAUAAUGGUGAUUAUUUUUUAUAAUAAUGGUGGAAGAGAAUGAUCACACGUACGGGAGGAGUCAGAAUAAAAAUACGCUGCUGAAAAUUGUUAUCUUGGGAGAUGGUGGCGUGGGCAAGUCUUGCCUGAUGAGCAGAUUUAUAUCCAACCAUUUCGAUGACCACAGCUUCCACACGAUAGGUGUCGAGUUUAUGAAUAAAACGGUACAAGUUAAUGGAAAAGACUAUACAUUGCAAGUAUGGGAUACCGCCGGCCAGGAACGUUUCAAGUCUCUCCGUACACCUUUCUACAGAGGAACAGAUAUUUGUAUACUGGCCUAUGCCAUAGAUGAUCGGAGUUCUUUCAACAAUAUUAAAAUGUGGCUCAAUGAGUUUCUUCACUAUGCCGGUGUUAAGAAUGGAAUAGAGAAGUUUCCCUUUAUGGUUGUCGGAAAUAAGUCGGAUGUAUCAUCAAAAGACAGAGAAGUGCCUCAAGACAGUUUGAAGCGGUGGUGCGAUGAUAACAAGAUAGCUACUUACAUAGAAACUUCAGCAAAGAGCGACAACAAUGUUUUCGAAGCAUUCUCUAUGGCCGUCCAAAGAUGGCUUGAAUUAGAGCAACAGGCGGAAAAAGAGCUAAGUAUGCUGCAUCACCCCGAUACUGUCACCUUACACGGUUCGAGGACCAGAUCAGCGCUGCGAGCCACUUGUUGCUCUCGGUUCAGCGACGUAUGAACACCUGUCAAUUGUUUAUAAAUACACAUAGCCGUAAUUUCAGCGGACGUUUUGUACGAUCAAACAUUAUACAGUUCAUCAGAUGAUUGCCAUAUGCGACUUUUAGACUGGCUCUUUGAUUCAUUGAUUUAUUGCCAUGCCCCAUCCUCUUUGUAAAUGUGCCAAUCAGUGCGGAGUUGUAUAAGGCAAUCGAUUGAACUGAAUAAUGUGUGACCGCCGGUAGAAUACAUGCGAUUUCUAAAUGUGACUGCUAAAAUAAAAAUUCUAAAUUUGGAACCUACCGACAUGUUUCUACAUUCUAAAAUAAAUCGGCCAGUACGUAAUUAACCUCUAGGAUGUACUCUCUCGCACUAUGAGGUAUUAGGAAUAUGUGAGCGAGACAAAACGUCUUAGUCACUUACACUUGUUAGUAAUCUCAAAAGAGUUUUAAUUAAAUUCCAAAAAAAUAAGACUGUAAUAUACAUAUACACGAAUGUUCGUGUUGUUAUCUCAAACAAUAUUACAUUAUUUGUACCUAAUAGAACUAGUGAUCUUAUUAGAUUUACGUAACAGUAAAAUAAUUUAAGACAUUAUUAUAAUCAUUCGACCAUUUUAUAUAUUAAUAAGUAAGAAGUAUAGAACGAAAAAAUGGUGCCUCUAUUAUAUCUGAUUAGCUAAAUAAUUGCAUUGUUUUUACGACUUUAUUUCAAACGGAUGAUGCUUAAUAUUGCCUAGUUACUCAUGUAUAUUCUUAUGACCACUUAAUAGUGUGAUAUUGUAAUUGGCAGUUUAAGUGAAUCUGAGUGUGAUUUUUGAGCACAAUAAUGUAUAUGUAAAUAUAACUUAUUUAUUUACUUAGUGACUAAACUUGGCCGCUAAGAAAACUCCUUUUAAGAUGUUAUGUUUUCAUAAUAUGUCAGAUUUUUGAGGGUGCGUCUCCUCAAACACUAUUUAUGAAAACAUAAUAAAAUAUUGAACACAUACACAACAAUGGUAUAGUGAGUUGUGGGUAAUUAAUUAUACAAAUGUUCUAUUUGCACUACCUAUUAUUAUAUAUUCCCAUUCUUUUUGUUUAGGGGUUUGGGCUAAUACUAGAUGUUUUGACAUUAGCUCUUUGACCUACGGAGAUCUAUUUAGAGUUCACUACUUAAGUCCGUUAGGGAUAAAAAUUAAAUAUAUUCUUAGGAGCUUAUAGCUUUUAUCUCCUCGAAAUAGUGUAUGCUGUUGAAAAUAAAUAAUUCGUAAAUGAAUGAGUGGGCUACAACCAUAUAAGAUUAUAUUUACAUUCCCUUAUGUUUUAUCAAGCGUAAAUUAAGAUUUUAGUAGAUAUUUUCUCAUUAGACUAUACAGAUAGUUAAUUCAUGAAAGAAUCUUUGGUUGUGAUAUUGGUUGCUUUUUUAUUUAUUUAUGUUUUUUCUUGUAAAUAUGUUCCAUUAUUACUUAAUUGAUUUUAUUUAUACAUAUGUAUA